Messenger RNA from Oppiella nova, 1669 nucleotides. The record is from the annotation of a GenBank genome assembly. Lineage: Eukaryota; Metazoa; Arthropoda; Arachnida; Sarcoptiformes; Oppiidae.
UCAACGUCGCGCGGUUACCCUGAGCGCCGUGGGUCAGUACGUGGAGUUCACCAUGCCCACCCAGGCCAAUUCAAUUGUGGUUAGGUAUAGUAUCCCGGACACCACCGAUGGCAAGGAUAUUCAAGUUCGCGACGCUAAUAUCGACCUUUAUGUGGGUGGCACUAAACUGACCCCGUUGACAUUCACCAACAAAUACAGCCAUUAUUACGGCGGCUAUCCGUUCAAUAACAAGCCCUCAAGCGGUAAACACCAUCACUAUUACGAUACCGUACGCACCCUCCUAGACAAGUCGUACCCAAAAGGCACCUUGGUGAAACUGCAAGUGUCGUCGGUGGACGUGUCGCCAUCGUUCACCAUUGACCUCGCUGAUUUUGAAUUGAUCGGGGCGCCCAUUCCGCAGCCAUCGGGCUCACUGUCCGUUACCGACGCCGCCUACGGGGCCGACCCGACCGGUAAAGUCGACUCGACGAAGGCCUUUCAAAAAGCCGUUGACGAUGGCCACGCUCAGGGCAAAACAGUGUACAUACCCCGGGGUACUUACACGCUGUACGAUCACGUAAUUGUGGAUGGCGUUAAUCUGACCGGGGCGGGACCUUGGUACUCGGUGCUCGGCGGUAGGGACCCGAAGGAUCACCAUAAAGCGUGCGGCAUAUACGACAAAUUGCAGACUAAUUUCAACGAUAUAUCACAAGACAUCCUGUUAUCAAAAUCAAAUCAGGGAAAGACUAUUAGUAGUAAUCUAUUAGAAUUAGAGGCAAUGUCUGUCCGUAUAUUCGAGGGCACAAAACACGCCAACCUAUACGCCCGGUUCAGGCCUACCAUUCCCGACGCGGUCAUCGAUGUUGUGCUGAAUUUUUUGCGCCAAAAGAUACCGUCGGAUAAGUGGGAUAUUGCUGUGGAUGUGGGCUGUGGUAGUGGACAGGGAACUCAUAAGUUGGCCAAACAUUUCAAGCGGUGCUACGGUUUCGAUGUGAGUCCGGCGCAGAUUAAUGAGGCGAAAGGCGCUCACCAUUCAGAUAAUAUUUCCUAUGAUGUAUGUCCGGCCGAGAAGUUGCCAUCGAUUUCCACAAAUAGUGUGCAACUGUUGACCGCCGUAGAGGCCGCCCAUUGGUUUGACUUCAAUGCCUUCAUUCAAGAGUCGACUCGUGUAUUGUCGGACAAUGGGGUGAUCGCACUGAUAGGCUAUGUGUUCCCCAACCCGACCGACCCGUGCAAUCCCAACGACCACUCACUUCUUGAGAUGAUUACUGAUCUGUUUUUCGACGACCGUUUGGCGCCAUUCAAGAACCCGAAGUGUGUUUCGCUUGAAAGGCAUUACAGAGACAUUGAGUUCCCCAAGAAUUAUGAGUCUAAACUUAUGGACAAUAUCGCGAGCACUAAGCGAGUGUUAGCCGAAGACAUAAUCGGAUACAUCGAGUCCUGGUCUAUAUAUCAGGGUCUGGCGAAGGCUGACAGGGAGUCGGCAGAAGUCAUAUCGCAAGAAGUGAGACAUAAAGUAAAAUCCAUUUUAAAAAUUAAUGAUUUGUCAGCAAAGGAAGUGAUCUUUAAUUUUGAUCAUUUCAUAGCAAUUGCACGCAAAGUGAGUAAUAAUUGAUAAUAUUAAAUGAAUAGUCUGGCUAAGUCUAUGAUUUUAUGUGGAUGUUUGCCAUAAUUAUUGAUUUGAUUAGUG